AUGGCCCAACAGCAGCAUAUUGAACGGUCGCCUUCCUCGCCUUCUUCGCCUUCUUCUGAGGAUGAUGAAAACGCAGAAUUAUUUUCUGCAGUUCUCUCGACGCUUGACAGAGAGCAGUUGCCCCUGCUUGCGAACGCCAUUCUACGGCGCCUCCAACCCCUCCAUCGAACCACCAAUGCGAAACCCUCGGUCGGCGAGCCUCUGUAUAGAUCUUACCACAUACUCUUCCCGUUGACGUUUGAUAUCGGCCUUCGCUGGAUCGCGAAAAUCCCUAUUAACGGCACGGCAAGCAAAUGGGAUGAGUUGUCUGCCUCGGCCCUGAUCUCCGAGGCAAACACAAUGCGCCUCUUGAAGCGUGAGACCACCAUCCCUCUACCUGAUGUUUUGGACUUCUCCUCAACCACGCAAAACACUCUUCGAUGCCCUUAUAUUAUCAUGACCUUUAUUUCCGGAAUCCCUUUAUACAACGUCUGGUUUGGACACCGCCUAAAAGGUGCCUGUCCUGACACCACCCAUUUACGCCGAAUUCGCGCCCUUGAAAGCAUCGCCUCGGCAAUGGUGCAGCUAGACAGGUUUUCAUUUCGAACCGGCGGCCGUCUUCUCUUUGGAAACGAUGGCAACCCAUCUCAUAUCGGGUCUAUGCGACGAGUCGAUCAUAAGGCUAUGCUUGACCGAUGGUUCGUUCAUAAAGAUCCAGACGAUGACCCUAUCUAUAUCGAGUGUGCGGCAUCCAGCGACCCGAAAGCGUACUACACCCUUAUGCUCGACAUGCACCCCGAACGAAACAAGGUUCCUAGGGGUCUCGCAAUGCUCUUACGCCAGUUAAUAAGCUGGAUCUCUGAGCCUAGUAGUAUGGAUCCCUUUGUCCUUGCACAUCCAGACUUUGAUAUCCAGAACUUCAUCGUAUCCGAAGAGGGCGAGCUCCGAGGUGUUAUCGAUUGGGAUGGGAUCGCUGCUGUGCCUCGUACUCUUGGCAACGAAAGAUAUCCCGGGUGGCUUACGCGCGACUGGGACCCAGCUAUGUACGGAUAUAAGGAGUCUAUGGAACAUGGGGUGGAACCAGAAGGUGUAUGGGAAGAUUCGCCCGAAUCUCUCGCCUACUACCGCGGUAUCUAUGAUGAUAUAAUGGCAAGGCAUCGAAUGGAGAGAAGAAGAGGAUCUGAAGCCAACCUCUGCCGAAUGUCUCUCAUUACGGAAAAUUUAGCUAUUGCGGUAGAUGAUCCUCGGUGCCGAAGUGCAAUUCUGCGCAAAAUGGUGCAGGAAAUAUGGGCUGUUGCGGAACGAGGUGGGCAACUGGAUUUCACUGAUCUAGCUGACAUGUUCGCCGAGAGCAAUAUUGAUAUCGUGGUGAUGGAGUCGCUCCAUAGGGCCUUUAACACCCUUCUAUCGAAGAAAGGGCUAUAG
Molecule: messenger RNA, 1404 nt
Organism: Penicillium psychrosexuale
Lineage: Eukaryota; Fungi; Ascomycota; Eurotiomycetes; Eurotiales; Aspergillaceae
Product: phosphotransferase family protein
Exons: 1
Coding region: 1-1404 (467 amino acids)
Source: RefSeq, a predicted model, not a curated record